CUUCUGACUGCUAGUGCUGACCGAUAAUAAUGCUGCCUGAUGCACUGCCUAACAUGGAGCUAUGUAGUGACCUGCAUCUUCACGUUCCCUUUGCAUUCUUUGAAAUGUACAGCGAUGAGUAUAAUGACCUUGGCUGACCUUCCCCAAGAGCUAAUCCUCUCCAUCGCCGACUUCGCACGCAUCAGAGACACCAACACCCUAUCCCAAACAUGCCAUCUUCUACACAACAUCCUCGACCCAUAUCUCUGGCGCGGCAACCAAAACAACGCCUUACUAUGGGCGGCCUCACACGCAAACAAGUCGACAGCACGUAAAGCCCUGCAACAAGGCGCCGACAUCAACACCCAAGCCCCUCCGACCGAUAAGAUCCUCUUCAAAUAUAACUGGGGCAGAACUGUCGAAAAGAUAUACACCCAGACCGGAGCCACCCCGCUCACCCUAGCAAUUGCCGCAGGGAACGAGGACACAGUCCGCUUCCUGCUGAAGGUCGAUGGCAUCGACGUCAACCGGCGCAGCGAGAACAAAGAGCAGCCGCCGCCGCUGACUCUGGCAAUUCUAGCUGGGCAUGAAGAGAUGGUUCGAAUGCUGCUUGGCGUCUCAGACAUCGAUACUGAAAUCAUGGAAUGGUAUUCAUGCGGACGCCCGUUGAUGGUCGCCUCGAUGCUGGGGCUGGUGGGGAUGGUGAAAUUAUUCCUAAUGCACGGGGUGGACCCUGAUAAGGGGAAUUGCUUUGCGCAGUCGCCGUUAUGGCUUGCGGUAUAUCGGGGCCAUGCUGAGGUUGUGACGAUGCUGAUUCAAGCCGGUGCCUCGCCGCAUCCUAUCGACAGGACACUAUCCGGUCCUUAUGGCUGGUAUGCAGAGCCGGUGCAAAGCGCAGUCAGUGGGGGGAGGCCAGAGAUCCUGCGGGAACUGAUCAAAUCGCCGCGCUUUGAUGCAGCGAAGCUGAGUCGGCCGGUUGAGCAGUUGCAGCACGAUUGUAUCCGCGACAACGGGGUUGAGUGCUGGCGGAUACUCUUUGCGCUGGGCUGUCAGGAUCCAAACUGGAGUGAGGAUGGGCGGACGGCGCUGUGGUGGGCGGCUGCGUAUGGCCAUGAGGAUAUUGUGCGGUCGUUGCUGGCUGUUGAUGGGGUUGAUGUGAACACUGCUGGUCGUGGGGAUACCUUUACGCAUGAGUAUAUUGAGCGGAUGAGAAGGCUGGGGCCCCCUGGGUAUGGCGAGGGCGUUACGCCGUUGAUUGUGGCGGCGAGAGAGGGGCAUGUUGGUGUAGUCAAAUUAUUGCUUCAAGCUGAUAUUGAUGUCCAUGCCAGGGACGAAGAGGGCGAGACUGCGUUGAUGGCAGCGCAGUCGAGAGAACAUGAAGAUGUUGUGAAAUUAAUACAAAUAAAAUUGACAGAAUAAUUAAUCUAGCAUAAUAAUCCUGACUUAGGGAUAUCUCAACCAAGUUAGGGCUCAAUAUCAAA
Aspergillus versicolor CBS 583.65 is the source of this 1460-nucleotide messenger RNA. RefSeq names its product ankyrin repeat domain-containing protein. The transcript has a single exon. NCBI's taxonomy places the organism in Eukaryota, Fungi, Ascomycota, Eurotiomycetes, Eurotiales, Aspergillaceae. The record is from RefSeq and is a predicted model, not a curated record. Gene Ontology annotation, molecular function: protein binding. Bases 124 to 1398 code for a protein of 424 amino acids.